AUGACCUGGCAAAACAUCCUAGACGAGCUGAAAAAAGCUGCUCUGACAAUCAGCAAUCAAGGACCAGCAUCUGAGAGUAUCCUCGGAGUUAAGCACCUGACACUUCAGCAUUCCGUAGACCACUGGGAGGAGCUUCAUGCGCCCGUUCAUGCGAUCUUCGGUUGGGGGCAAGAAGGAGGUCUACUAUCUUCGAAAUCGAGUCAGGCAGACUUUCUCCUUAUACACGACUUUCUGAAUACCUUUGCCCACGUCGAGCAAGAUGUCGGGGAAGGAUCCUGUCUGUCUGCAAUGGUUCCUCGAAUGCAUACAGCGCUCGAGCUCUGUCAAAAGGCUCCCCAAUCACCUGCACACGGAAACCAGUCAGAGCCACUGCACCUGCGCACAAACCCAUCUCGUACCACUGGCACACCAUCACCUGCAAGGCCUGACACCCAGCGAAAGGAAUAUAUCGAGAUCUCAGAGGGCUCAGAUAAGGAAGACGAAGAAAGUACCGACGGGUCAGAGGGCCAUGACACUGAUGAUGAACGGACGCACCAGGCUCGAGUUCAGGCAGCUGUAGGCUCAAGAGUCACUAAACAGACAACCACAGAGCAACGGGUCCAGAGGCUAAACGAGGCAAAGAAUCUAGGGCUUAUAAUUGAGUUUGGGCCGACUUUUGUCAAGUGUCGAUGUGGAGUCAGUAUAAAGCUAGAUUCUGGAGACCGUCGGACUCUUCAGAAGCUCAAGAGCGGAAAAAAUCGCAACAAACUUCCCCAACAACGCCAAUAUGACCUUAGCAAAUACGACCGCCACCUUCAGCGAUGCCCCUGGGCAACUGGAUCCAGAUCGAAGUCCAAAACUAAAAAAGAGUACAUUCCCCAGAAGUCUCCGCAAAGCAUUCCUCCACUCACUGUAGCGCAGGCUGAUGGGGCCAACAUUGACACGAGUGUGGCAUGUCUGGGACGAGCUGAUGGUGCAUAUGCACUCCUUGCUAAGAAUGCAGUUGCCGGAGACGUGGGAGGGGUUGGCAGCAUCACCAGUCGCGUUGAGAUAGCGAAGGGUCUCUUUCCAUACAAGUAUGGAGUGUCAGCACAGGAAGGAACGACGACUGAUGACAUAUCUGCCUCACCGUCUCAAAGAAACACGCAUACCAGCAUCACGAAAUUUAGUCAGGAGGAGCUUGCAAUCCUUGGACAGGAACUGUUGAGCCGUCGGCGUUGGUUCAUAGAAAAUGGCUGUGAUGCUGGUUCACGUAUCAUACGUUCUGCGACUUGUACACGCCGCUUUGUCCCUGAUUCAGAUGGGAAAGUGAUGUGUGAGCAAUGCUGUGCACUGGACAAAGACAAGAGCCUACAGCGGCAGCUUCGACGUGCUUCAAAACGAGACAAAGCUGAUGCACAGCUUUCAGAGACAGAUCGGAAUAAGGUCGAAAAGCGGCGAGUCACAAACACGUCACUGAUACUUGUUCAAACUCGUUCCGCCCAGCUGAAGGAAUACUUGAAGGACCCACGGGUACAUCGAGCGUAUCAGUUGCUUGAGAAUGAUGAUUAUGGUCGAGUGUUCCUUGAGCUAUUCAAACACGCAAAUGUAAUUGAGGUCAACACGCGUGAAGAUAUAGAACGGAUAAUCAAGGAGGUCGUUGACGAGAACUCGUUGGCAUCUCAAGUUCGUGUCCUUAUAGGGAAGACACCAUUGCCUGGUUCGCGCCCCAUUCCACUGCUGGUCGCUACCAGUCAAGGCAAGGAAACUGCCGAAGACAAUGCUCGCACACUGCUCGACUGCCUCUCUCUAUGUCAGAGGGCAGGAUUGGCUGUUAUCUCUUGUGGAUCGGAUGGCGCUUCGAGUGAAGUUGGUGCCCAUGACAUCAUUCACAACUCAGCGUCGGAACAUUUGACAUUUUCAAUUGAAAAGUUCGGGUUUAUCUUCAGCAUUCCUAUUUUUCCAACUGGUCCCUUGGUGACUGUUCCUGACCCAAGUCACGUCCAAAAGGUGUUGCGGAACAACGAGCAAAGCGGAACACACCUUCUCAGUGUUGGCGAUCACUGCUUGACACAUCAAACACUCGUAGCGCUACGCAAGGAGCCCAACAGUGGCAUGGUAAAGAAGGAUGUUGAGAACACGGACAAGCAGGAUGACGGGGCGGCCAUUAGAUUGUUCCAUUCUAACGCAUUACGAGCAUGUUUGACGGGUGAUGGUCAGUCGAUACAGAAGCCCUAUCAUCUUGCAUUUGCGGUGCAUUUCAUCUGUGGUGAACUUUUCGAUGCAUACUUCAAGCGUGACCUUUCACAUGCUGAACGAGUACGUGCAGCAAUGCGAGCAAAAUUAUUCCUUCAACUCUGGCACAAUCAUAUUAUCGACAAAAGCAAACACCCAGUCUAUGGCCAUUUCUUUCCUCUACGUCGCAGCUUUAUCUCCUUCCAAAAUUUCAAGUCACUCGACUCAUGUUGCGAUGCGCUCAUAAAACUUGCACUUGUUUACCGCGAGUACUAUCCCACUGUCCCCUUCCUUCCCUGGCAGCAUGGUUCAUUGCCUUUAGAGAAAAUCUUCGGCAUUGCACGUGAAUUUCUCACCAACUUCAGCUACGUCGAAUUCCUUGGCAUCCUGCGUCAUAUCGAGCAACGACAAGAGGUUCUCCUUCGGUUGGCACAAUCAGGAGUCCACGAACGUAAGGAGAAAUCGUCUGGUUAUGUCUAUGACACUACGCUGGAGAGGCUAAGUCAUGAAGACCUCAAGAAGUUGACUAAUAUUCCAUCUCGAUUGCAAAUGGAAGACAUUGCGAACGUAGCUUGGGAGGAUGUAGUGGCUAUUUUCAACGAUGUGAGUAGGGUACCGAGUGCACUGUAG
Molecule: messenger RNA, 2823 nt
Organism: Suillus clintonianus
Lineage: Eukaryota; Fungi; Basidiomycota; Agaricomycetes; Boletales; Suillaceae
Exons: 8
Coding region: 1-2823 (940 amino acids)
Molecular function (GO): actin binding
Source: RefSeq, a predicted model, not a curated record